GAUACUGGUAUAUAUACUGAAACGUAUUAAUGGCUACACUGAGAUGGUUACUCUGAGUACGAGUACACUCGCGGACGUUUUUUUCGAGUGAAGACCAGAAAAAUUGCGAAAAGUGGGUAUAACUGCAGGUGCCGUCCGCUUUUCGGAAAUUGCAGCUAAAUCGGUAAAUCGGCUACGGAAAAAUAGUGAUUAUCUGACGCAAAUUAAACGUUACAGCCUGGCCGAUAGAGUGGAGUGUGCUCGCGGAGUGGAACCGAACACAUUCGUAUAAAAAGGAGGAAAUAAAUAGAAACUGAUUCAAGUCGCUGGCACAGUCGCAGGCUUAUUAAAAGGCAGCGAUGUCCACCGCCGUUGAAACGGGGUCGUCGCCUGCCAAGAGCAACAGCAACAGCAACAGCAACAGCAACAGCAACAACGGCAAUGGUAAUCCCAGCCCAAAUGCAAAAGGCGUGCAGCGGCGUCAACUGCGGGAGAGGAAGCAGCGCAAGCUUUAUCUGGACGAGUGGUCGCUGGGUGAUGACGACGGCGAAGGGACGCGGGGCUUCAGUGUGGCCGAGAAGCUCGAGUCUUCCAAGUUCGCGCAGGCGGGCAUGGUGCGAGAGAUGCGCGGCUGCGAUCUCACCGUCGCCUUCCUGCAGCAGCAUGGCUUCAACAUCCCUUUGCUGUUCCGGGACAAGGCCGGCUUGGGCCUAAAGAUGCCCGAUCCUCAGGAGUUCACUGUGAACGAUGUCCGUCUCUGCGUCGGAUCUCGCCGCCUCCUCGACGUGAUGGACGUUAAUACCCAAAAAAAUCUGCAGAUGACGAUGAAGGAGUGGCAGCAAUACUACGACAAUCCCCAAAAGGAUCGCCUGUUGAACGUAAUCUCACUGGAGUUCUCGCACACACGCCUGGACCGAUUCAUCCAGAGCCCGGAGAUCGUCCGCCAGAUCGACUGGGUAGAUGUGGUCUGGCCGAAGCAGCUGAAGGACGCCCAGCGCGAAGGCACCAAUCUACUGGGUGGCAUGAUGUACCCCAAGGUGCAGAAGUACUGUCUCAUGUCGGUGAAGAACUGCUAUACGGAUUUUCAUAUUGAUUUCGGCGGCACCUCGGUGUGGUAUCACAUCCUCCGGGGCAGCAAAGUUUUCUGGUUGAUCCCACCGACGGAUCGCAAUCUCCAACUCUACGAAAAGUGGGUGUUGUCCGGCAAGCAGGCCGACGUCUUCUUUGGCGACACGGUGGAGAAGUGCGCCAGGGUCUACCUGACGGCAGGUAACACCUUCUUCAUACCCACGGGAUGGAUUCAUGCCGUCUACACGCCGACCCAAUCCCUCGUGUUUGGCGGAAACUUCUUGCAUUCGUUCGGGAUCGUGAAGCAACUGAAGACCGCCAGUGUGGAGGACAGUACGAAGGUGCCCCAGAAGUUCCGCUAUCCAUUCUUCACGGAGAUGCUGUGGUACGUCCUCGCCCGGUACGUUCACACCCUGUUGGGUCACUCCCACCUGGAUGGUGAGCCCUCGCUGAGUGAGGCGGAGAUGGCUGCCAGACCCCACACGCAUCUCACCCACCACGAGCUCUUCGGCCUGAAGGAGAUUGUGAUGUAUCUGUAUGAUCUGCCGCCGCAGAAGAAGAACGUGCCCAGCUUGGUCCUGGAUCCGGUUGCUCUAAUCAAGGAUGUUCGCUCGCUGGUAGAGCGGCAUUGCAAGGACCAGCAGGAUCUAGCCAUCACAGGUGUGUCAGUUCUAAGGACUCCAUCGGAUGCCCAUCCACAGUUCCAGCUGUACGAUCGGACACGGGUGAAGCAGGAGAUCAAGCAGGAAAUUGCGCGAAAGAACGCCGAAGUUAUCCGGGAGCAGCAGCAACUGGAGGCGGGGCGGGCACGCGAUGCCGAGUCGGAUGCGUCUCAGUCAACCGGGACGGGAUCUGGCUUGGGGAUCGGAGCUGGCAUCGAGUACAGCAAUGGUGUUCUGAAAAAGGAGCAGCUGGAGAACGGAAGUGGAGCCUCAGCAGCUGGCCACACAUCGCAGCCAGAAGCCACCUUCGUUCUGCCGACGGACACGAUGAAGUAUCGCCCACCCAAGAAAAUGCACCUGGCCCAAGCCGUUGCUGCUGCGUCCAGCAGUAGUGGCUCACCAGGAGGAUCCACUGGCGGGAGUUCUUCACUCCCGAGCAGCAAUCAGAGCCCCACCGCUGGAGCCGCAACUGCUGUGGGCGCAGGCCAGCCCAUUAGCGUCAUCGCCACCUGUUCAAGCUACAGCGAAGGUGGAAUCUCCAGCCUAGAUGGACAGUGUCCAUCCCCAGGUGAAGCAGGUCCGAAGUUGUCGCCCAAUCUGACGGGAGCUGGGCAGCCGCGUAGGCGCAGGACCCGUUGCAAAAAUUGCGCUGCCUGCCAGCGCUCAGACUGUGGCACCUGUCCCUUUUGCAUGGACAUGGUCAAGUUCGGAGGACCGGGCAGGGCCAAGCAAACGUGUAUGAUGCGCCAGUGCUUGUCGCCGAUGCUGCCGGUUACGGCGCAGUGCGUCUAUUGUCACCUGGAUGGAUGGAGGCAGACCCCUGUAUCGCCUCAGACCAAGCAGCUGGCUUCAGUUGAUGGGCCCUCGGCGCUGAUGGAGUGUUCGGUGUGCUACGAGAUCGCCCACCCGGACUGCGCCUUGUCCCAGUUGGACGGAACUGAAGAUGCCGCGGACGCCAAGGGCAUCGUGAACGAAGAUUUGCCAAACAGCUGGGAGUGUCCGAGCUGUUGUCGCUCCGGAAAGAACUACGACUACAAGCCCCGUCACUUCCGUGCCCGUCAAAAAUCCUCGGAGGUUCGUCGAGUAUCUGUUUCCCACGGCCCGGGAAGUACUGGCGAUGCCCAUCAGGAGGGAAGUGGCCUGCCCCUGCCAGUUGGCCAGUACAAUGACUUCGUGUUCACCAGCGAAUCGGAAAUGGAGUCUGGGACAGCAAGCGGCCAUAUGACACACUGGAAACACGGAAUGAAGCGCCAUCACCAGCUGGAGGUCAAGACCGAACGCAACAACAGCUGCGACACACCAUCUCCGGGGAUCUCGCCGAGUGCCGUGGGUGGAGAUUCCAAGGGAGGAAAGCGGCGCAAGAGCGACGACGGGACCAGCGUCAGCAGCAGCAUGCAGGAGAGUAACGAUGCUCCCUGUAGUUCUUCCGUGGAUGGAGCAACUGGAACAGGCAACGCAAAUGUGUCGACCAGCCAGUGGAGCAGCGGAGGAGGCGGUGGCUCGCGAAAAAAGAACUCUAUUCGCUCACAACUGGCUCAGCAGAUGCUGAACUCUUCGACAAGAGUUCUAAAAAAGCCGCAGUAUGUUGUGCGUCCUGCUGGCAUAUCCAGUUCCUCCUCCUCCGGCGGCAAUGGAUCAGGUGGUGCGGGCGGCACUAAUGGCAUUAGCAAUGGAAGCAACCAAAGUGGAACCAACUUCAGUGGAAAUGGAGAGAGAGGUGCCAAUAACGGAGGACUAAGUGGCUCCAAUGGUCUGAGUAACCACAGUUCGUCCCAGAACCUGGCCAUGGAUCCCACUGUUCUUAAAAUCAUUUUCCGCUAUCUGCCGCAGGACACACUGGUCACCUGCUGUUCGGUGUGCAAGGUGUGGUCCAACGCCGCGGUGGACCCUGAUCUUUGGAAGACUAUGAAUUGCUCGGAGCACAAGAUGUCUGCUUCAUUGUUGACAGCCAUAGUUCGACGGCAGCCCGAGCACCUGAUCCUGGAUUGGACGCAAAUAGCCAAGCGCCAGUUGGCAUGGCUGGUGGCCCGCCUACCCGCUCUCAAGAAUCUCUCGCUGCAAAACUGCCCUAUUCAAGCGGUACUGGCGCUCCACACCUGCCUCUGCCCGCCCCUUCAGACCCUUGACUUGAGUUUUGUCCGUGGAUUGAAUGACGCUGCUGUCCGGGAUAUACUCUCGCCGCCAAAGGAUUCACGGCCAGGCUUGAGUGACUCUAAGACGCGGCUACGGGAUCUCAAAGUGCUGAAGCUAGCUGGUACGGAUAUCUCCGAUGUGGCGGUGCGAUACAUAACCCAGUCACUGCCGCAUUUGCGCCACCUGGAUCUCUCGUCGUGCCAGCGGAUCACGGAUGCUGGUGUAGCCCAAAUAGGCACUUCCACCACGGCCAUCGCCCGUCUGGCCGAACUGAAUCUAAGUGCAUGCCGCCUGGUAUCGGAAAAUGCUCUGGAACACCUGGCCAAGUGCAAGAUGCUUGUGUGGUUGGAUCUGCGCCAUGUGCCACAAGUCAGCACCCAGUCGGUUAUUCGAUUUGCGAGCAACUCCAAGCACGACCUGUGCGUCAGAGACAUCAAGUUGGUGGAGCGCCGACGUAGGAACUCGACAACAGAGGCCAGGAGCUGGCACCACGAUUAGAUUAAUGUUAAUCUAAGCACUCUUUCUAAGCCCUAACACUAGAAUCCCCCAAAUUCCUUGCCGGAAUGACAUCCAAGGCGUUGGAGGGCCCUCAGCAUAUAUGUUGUUCAAUUUUUGAGCGCUUAGCUAGUCAAGAACGGAGUACUCUCCGUUCCGGUCCGGUCUGUGUGUCCGUGUUUGCCGAAUUAAUUGGCCGCUAUUGGGUGUAACUCUUCGAAGGUCACUGAUGAGGAUGUGUGGCGGCAUCCGAAAUACGCAAAAUUACCAAUUAUCGUACCAGCUAUCUGACCAGCCAGUUUUGUAAUCCAUCUAAUUUACAGUAUCCUUCAUCGGAAACACUCUUACAUGUCGGAUAGUGGUUUUAUUUGAAUAGAAAAUCCGUUUUUAUUCCGUCCGUUUCAUAGACAUAGCGAAGGGCCCUGCUCCGGCUAGCCCGGAGGAUAAUGGUUUUCAUUCGACACGUGCAUCCGUUCGUCGAUAGACACCACCUCUCACUCGGACAUAGCGUAGCGAUUAAGAUUAGCAUUCCCACGAUGGUAAUUACCCUUAUUCAGUGUCAUAUGUCUAAGGUAUGCAGAGAAAGAAGGUGGCACUAGGUGCACACCCAUCCAGCUUAAUGAAACCCCUAGCUCGCACAGAACUAGGAACCACACAGGCAUAAGUGAUGCGUUUCGGGACUGUAAAAACUGUGCAAAAAAAAAAAUGAUAGUUUUAUUUGAUUAUUUAAACAAUUUUUUAUACAAAUUUGGCCUUACUCGAUGCAAUUGAAACGAACGUGUUUCGCCCACACGGUUUCGCAGUUCCGAGCCACAUUGUACUGGUGCUGAUACCCCGGAUAUUGGUACAGCACGCCUGCCAAGCUGCACACUGAACGUAGCCGUAUCCCCAAAAUGCCCACUUCCUACCUCCCCCCAACAGUCCCGCUCCAGUAGCAGUUAAAAAUAGUGAUAACAUGGCUAAAAUGUACACUUGAGAGCAUGUAAGAAUUACACGCAUACUUAUAUUUAAUGUUUUACAAAAUUAAAUUACAAAUAUAGAAUAA
This is a messenger RNA of Drosophila ananassae, 5382 nucleotides long. It is a transcript of the gene Kdm2, whose product is annotated as jmjC domain-containing histone demethylation protein 1. The record is from RefSeq and is a predicted model, not a curated record. The transcript has 6 exons. Gene Ontology annotation, biological process: regulation of transcription by RNA polymerase II; protein demethylation. Bases 339 to 4340 code for a protein of 1333 amino acids. Gene Ontology annotation, molecular function: transcription coregulator activity; zinc ion binding; protein binding. Lineage: Eukaryota; Metazoa; Arthropoda; Insecta; Diptera; Drosophilidae.